Juglans regia (Persian walnut) is the source of this 1992-nucleotide messenger RNA. RefSeq names its product structural maintenance of chromosomes protein 2-1-like. Gene Ontology annotation, molecular function: protein binding; ATP binding. Gene Ontology annotation, cellular component: chromosome. Lineage: Eukaryota; Viridiplantae; Streptophyta; Magnoliopsida; Fagales; Juglandaceae. The record is from RefSeq and is a predicted model, not a curated record. Bases 1 to 1770 code for a protein of 589 amino acids. The transcript has 13 exons. Gene Ontology annotation, biological process: chromosome organization.
AUGGUUCAGAAAAUAAUGAAAGAGAAGCAGAAAAAGAUUGGUGGGAUGGGGAGAGGUGUUUGUAGGUCAAGUGAUGGUGGAGUGGGUGAAGAGUUGAAGAGGAUGUGGAGGCUACUGUUUGACAAUGAUAUUGGUGGAGAUAGGCAGGUUGCAUUUAAUAAUGAAAUUCGAACCCCAAGUGUCACUCUUGAAGGUGAUAUAUUUCAGCCAAGCGGUCUUUUGACUGGUGGAAGCCGCAAGGGUGGCGGUGAUUUCUUAAGGCAACUUCAUGAUUUGGCAGAGGCUGAUUCAGAACUUUCUACACAUCAAAAAAAGUUGUCUGAAAUUGAAACGCAGAUUGCAGAGCUCCGGCCUCUUCAGAAAAAGUUCAUGGACCUCAAAGCACAGCUAGAGCUGAAAUCAUAUGACCUUAAACUGUUUCAGGGCAGGGCUGAGCAAAAUGAGCAUCAUAAGCUCAGUGAAUUAGUCAAGAGGAUUGAGCAGGAGCUUGAAGAAACAAAAUCCGCGGCUAAAGAAAAGCAACUUUUGUAUGAAAACUGUGUUAAUACAGUUUCAUUGCUCGAGAAAUCUAUCAAAGAGCAUGAUAAUAAUCGGGAGGGCAGGCUCAAGGAUUUGGAGAAAAAGAUUAAGAUGAUAAAAUCUCAAAUGCAGUCAUCUUCCAAAGCUCUCAAGGGGCAUGAAAAUGAGAAGGAGAGGCUUGUUAUGGAAAUGGAAGCUGUUGUAGAGGAACGUGCAUCCUUAGAGACUCAACUAGCUUGUUUGAGACAACAAAUUGAUAGUCUUACUGCUGAAGUAGAAGAACAUAAAUUGAAGGUUGCUGCCACAAGGAAUAAUCAUGAACAGGCUCAAUCGGAGCUUGAUUUGAUCCGUUUGAAAAUGAAGGAAUGUGACUCCCAGAUUAGUUGUAUUCUUAAGGAGCAGCAGAAACUUCAGCAUAAACUUAGUGAGAUUAAUCUUCAGAGGAAGAAGAUGGAAAAUGAGGUAAAAAGAAUGCAGAUGGAACAAAAAGAUUGCUCUACAAAAGUAGACAAACUGCUAGAGAAGCAUGCAUGGAUUACAUCUGAGAAACAGUUAUUUGGAAGACGCGGAACUGAUUAUGAUUUUUCAUCUUGUGAUCCUUUUAAGGCAACCGAAGAACUUGAGCGACUGCAGGCAGAACAAUCAGGCCUCGAGAAAAGGGUGAACAAGAAAGUGAUGGCAAUGUUUGAGAAAGCAGAAGACGAGUACAAUGAAUUGAUGUCGAAGAAAAACAUCAUUGAGAAUGACAAGUCGAAAAUCAAGAAGGUCAUAGAAGAGCUAGAUGAGAAAAAGAAGGAAACGCUAAAAGUUACUUGGGUUAAAGUUAACAGUGAUUUUGGAUCUAUCUUUUCCACCCUGUUACCGGGAACCUUGGCAAAGCUAGAACCUCCUGAAGGAUGCAGCUUCCUUGAUGGUCUUGAGGUUCGUGUAGCAUUUGGAGGUGUUUGGAAACAAUCCCUGUCAGAACUCAGUGGAGGCCAACGAUCUUUGCUUGCACUUUCUCUUAUCUUGGCUCUACUCCUUUUUAAACCAGCUCCACUUUACAUAUUGGAUGAGGUUGAUGCAGCACUUGAUCUAAGCCACACUCAGAACAUAGGGCGAAUGAUUAAAACUCACUUCCCACACUCCCAGUUUAUUGUGGUCUCACUGAAAGAAGGCAUGUUCAAUAAUGCUAAUGUUCUUUUCCGGACAAAAUUUGUGGAUGGUGUUUCCACAGUUCAGAGGACUGUUGCAGCUAAGCAGAGCAAGUGAUUGCUGUUGUAUUGUAUUUGUGAGGUCUUUCCAUGUAAUUCUACUUGAGGAUUAUAUAUAUAUAUAUAUAUAUAUAUAUGUUAUGAGAAAUCUGCAUGAUGUAAAGUAGAACAAUUAACAGAUGUUAUAACCCUACGUUUUAAGGUGGUCAUCAAGUUGGAUAGAAGCACAUGUGAAGGUGGAUGAAAAUAUUGAAGGGAGUGAAAUGGAAAUUGUUAUUUA